Molecule: messenger RNA, 817 nt
Organism: Anguilla rostrata (American eel)
Lineage: Eukaryota; Metazoa; Chordata; Actinopteri; Anguilliformes; Anguillidae
Product: somatostatin-1B-like
Exons: 2
Coding region: 206-541 (111 amino acids)
Biological process (GO): regulation of cell migration
Cellular component (GO): extracellular region
Molecular function (GO): hormone activity
Source: RefSeq, a predicted model, not a curated record
CUCGUCGGGAGCAGAAGAAACUCCCACAGCAUCGCUCGACAACAGCAUCAGCAUCAGCAUCAGCACCAGCAUCCAGCAUCAGCACCAGCCGCUCCAUCUCUCCUGGGCUGCCACACUGCGCUGCUGUAUCCAGACUGCUCCUUCACUCUCUCUCUCUCUCUCUCUCUCUCUCUCUGACUCCCAUCCGUCCUUCCACUCGCUCAGCAUGCAGUUCCUGGCCUGCUUGGCGUCUCUCAUGCUGGUUCUGUACAGCGUGAGGGCAGCGGCCGUACUUCCGGGGGAGGAGAGGAGCUUAGCGCACACAAACAGGGAGCUGAGCAAAGAGCGCAAGGAAAUAAUCCUCAAGCUUAUCUCGGGCUUGUUGGACGGAGGAGACAGCAACAUGUUGGCGGGGGACGGCGCGGCGCCCGUAGAGCUGGAGGAGCCCAUUGAGUCCCGCCUGGAGGAGAGGGCAGUCUACAACCGGCUAUCACAGCUGCCUCAGCGCGACCGCAAAGCCCCUUGUAAAAACUUCUUCUGGAAAACCUUCACGUCUUGCUAACGAAGAUACCCCCUUUUCCCAUCCACCCAACAUGAACUGUGACCAACUUCGCCUGUACAUGCCAUCCACACUGUAUAAUGAAGGCUUUGAAUGGACUUCACUUGUUUAAAGAGUAAUUAUAAUUAUUAUUAUAUUUAUUUAUUUAUUUAUGAUGACAUCUGAAUAAUAAUCAUAAUAAUAAAUCAUUAUUAAGGUAUUCAUCGUGGGAGUACGAGAGGUGUUUAAUUUUCAUCGAUGUGUGCACAUCAUCGAAUUAAAACGAUUCCUGUGAUCUGC